AUGACAAGCGGCGGCGGCUCCACCGCCAGCGCAGGGGCAGAGUCGACGGCAAACGAGACCACACGCAACUUUAUUCUUGGCUUCCCGAAGGAGGGCCCGGCGCCGGGGAGCGCUGACGCCGCCUCCCUGCAGGAAGCAGAGGUCUUCCUGGGGGAGAUUCAACAGGAGAUUAUGGCGUAUGACUUGGCCAACGCACGGGCUAUGGAGACCUACGCGCGUAGCUGUUGGGAAAAGAUCCCCUUCUUUGGCAAGCGGUGGGCGGUUGCGGCUGCCUCCGAUGUGGAGGGAUGUAGCAAGCCUCUCGAUAGUCACGGUAACGCACACGGUGAUACCGCCACUGUCGCAGCUGCGACGCACACCAUGCAGGGGAAGUACCGCGUGGAGCGGACCUCGGCGGAUGCGGUGGGUGGGGCCACGCGGACUCCACAACCAAAAAUGAACAGCUGGCUCUUCAAGCAGCGUCACCCCGGGUGGGUGCCGCUCAUUCAACGCUGGUGGGUCCCUUGCGUUUGUGUGGCGGGCCUUGUUGUCAUCUGGACACCCGAUGUGUGGAAGCUACGGACGUUGUAUUGGUGCGAUCACAAGUACGCCUUGUUGCGGCAGAGCGUGCACAGGGCGUACUGGCGUGCAACGAUGUGUGCAGCGGACUACGAGCAGCUGAUGCAGGAAUUGGGGCAGAGCCAGCCACGGUCGGUGAAAGCCACCAAAUGCCCGCUGUAA
This is a messenger RNA of Trypanosoma rangeli, 720 nucleotides long. RefSeq lists its product as uncharacterized. The record is from RefSeq and is a predicted model, not a curated record. Lineage: Eukaryota; Euglenozoa; Kinetoplastea; Trypanosomatida; Trypanosomatidae. The transcript has a single exon. Bases 1 to 720 code for a protein of 239 amino acids.